GCCGUUUUAUCCAGUAGUGAAAAUGUGUGAUUUAAACCUAUAUGGUCAACUCCUUCAGGUUUUUGUGAAGAACAGUAAGUGAAAACUGUGCCCUCCGGCACCGCAGAGGGCGGUAUUUCCUUUUACAUUUGUUUUGACCCACAUAUUCGCCGUAAAAGAAGAAGAGGACAUGUGGACUCGUGCAUUUCUUCCGGCUUGAAACUGGUGCCAACAACAAGUCAAGCUAGCGGCCAGAGGGAGCACUUAAAUCUACUGCUAUCUCUGUGGUAGGAUUGCAGCUUCAAACAGGUCCUGCCUGUCUUCUUGUUAGACACAUCUGAUCGUGGGACAUCAGCAAGAACAAGAUAAUUGUCAGACGAAAUGGGAGACCCCACUCUUCAAAGAGACUGUCCCCUUGACUGUAAAGUGUACGUUGGGAACCUUGGAAACCAUGGAAACAAGGCAGAGUUAGAAAGAGCUUUUGGGUACUAUGGUCCUUUAAGAAGCGUGUGGGUUGCAAGGAACCCUCCCGGCUUUGCUUUUGUAGAGUUUGAAGAUCCCAGAGACGCAUCAGAUGCUGUAAGAGAAAUGGACGGAAGGACAAUGUGUGGCUGUCAAGUCCGAGUUGAGUUAUCCACAGGGGGGAGGCGCUCUGGGAGCCGUGGACCUCCUCAAUCUUGGGGUAGACGACCUCGGGAUAAUUUUAGGCGACGUAGUCCUCCAGCUAGACGCAGAUCACCACGAAGGAGGACACCCAGCCGCAGUCAAAGCAGGUCUCUUUCAAAUGACAAGCGCAAAAAUCGGUCUGUCUCCAGAGACAAGAACCAUAAACGUUCAAGAUCGUUUUCACGAUCAGCGAGUCGUUCCAGGUCCUAUGAAAGGAAAUGACCCCAAACCAUGGGAAAACUGUCAAAUCCUGCAUCUGUUGGAAAACCUUUUUUUUUUUUUUUUUUUUUUUGUUCUUUUUAAAUUGUGUUUGCCAGCUCAAGACAUUGAAUGAUGGCCAUGGUUCAUACUGUGUAAUGGCCAUCUUUUUAAAUAUCACCAAAGGAUUUACAUGUUUUUCUCCUUCUGAUGGUUUCAAUGUUGAGGUUCCCUUGAAUCUUGCUCUAUGAAAUGUGUUACACUGCAUGCCUUGAAAUGGCAUACUGGGUACUUUAUAUUGCCAUUCUUUUUAAACUGUUGAUUAAAGUUUGUGUCAUGUUUUUUAUGGUUUUUCUUGGGGUUUUUUUAAUGUAGUUUUUGGUUGACCCUUAAAAUACUCCGGGUUCUGUAAGUUGAAUCACGUGUAAAGCUUUAUACUAAUGAUAGAAAACUGACAGGAAACUUAACUUAUUGUAAAUACUGGUACUGUACUUAAAGUUUAUCACAUUUAAAGCUGUAUUUUAGCUAUGACUCUUUUGCAAAAGCAAGCAUCAACGCUGUUUGUCUUUGGUUGAGUCUUUGAGCUGUGGCAAUUUGUGCUGGUCAAACUUGUUCAAUAAAUGUUUUUCCAAGGUGA
Cheilinus undulatus (humphead wrasse) is the source of this 1480-nucleotide messenger RNA. RefSeq names its product serine and arginine rich splicing factor 3a (gene srsf3a). The transcript is spliced from 7 exons. Gene Ontology annotation, molecular function: RNA binding. The record is from RefSeq and is a predicted model, not a curated record. The coding region runs from base 361 to 867 and encodes 168 amino acids. Lineage: Eukaryota; Metazoa; Chordata; Actinopteri; Labriformes; Labridae. Gene Ontology annotation, biological process: mRNA splicing, via spliceosome. Gene Ontology annotation, cellular component: nuclear speck.